Messenger RNA from Entelurus aequoreus (snake pipefish), 3150 nucleotides. Its product is annotated as acyl-coenzyme A thioesterase 13-like. The record is from RefSeq and is a predicted model, not a curated record. Bases 242 to 2089 code for a protein of 615 amino acids. Lineage: Eukaryota; Metazoa; Chordata; Actinopteri; Syngnathiformes; Syngnathidae. The transcript is spliced from 5 exons. Gene Ontology annotation, molecular function: fatty acyl-CoA hydrolase activity.
AGCCCAUUAUCAAUGGUGACAAGAAUGUUGACCGAUUCAAUGUUACUGCAAAGUAAGUCACUAGAGAGAUUACCAAACAUGUGAUGAGGACCCAGCUUCGAAGGACAGUCUCUGUGUGAUCGCAAUCUGCCAUGAUCUUAUUGCACAGAGCUGUCACAUCCAUACGCCAAUCACACUGGGACUUGCCAUUCUGAUUCAUCAUGAGUUUGGUAGUAAGACACUUAUUGAUGAGCUCAGUGCAAUGGGGCACUGUGUUUCCUACACAGAGGUUAGGCACUUCCUCACAUCUGUGGCAGCAGACCAGAUAUCAAGAACAAAGAGUGGUGUCUACAUCCCAACUGGUCUCACUGGAGUCGCUGAACAUGGCAUUGUUGAUGCAGCCAUCGACAACUUUGAUCAAAAUGAAGACACUCUGGAUGGGAAGCAUACAACCCACGCUAUGGCUUCUGUUGUGUUCCGAAGAGGCCAUGUCUCCACAGCAGAUAAAUGCCUGGCACGGGUUCCAGAGAGGUCCCUCACUACCUUAAACACAUUCGACAUGGAUGGAGAUAGACUUUACAGAUACAUCAAAUCUACAAAGCGACCAGAACCACCUGAGCUUCCCCAACCUGAGUUACUGCACGCAAACACAACAGUCUCCAAAGCAGCUGAUGACAGAGAUCUGGUAUGGAAGCUGGCCCGAAACGUAAGGGAGAAUCAGCAGCAGGUCCCUGCAUGGUCUGCAUUCAAUGUCUUCAUGUCAGACACUGCUUGUUCAGUAGCCAGUGUACUCUACAUGCCCUUCAUAAGAGAAUCACCUUCAGAAUUGUCCACCAUCUAUACAUCUAUGGUACGACUUGUACAGCUUGCUGCAGAACUGGGACAGCUCCAUAUUCUUGUGACUGCAGACCUGGCCAUUUACAGUAAAGCACAACAGAUCUUGUGGAGCAAACCACCGCUCUUAAAUGGAAAGAUCACAAUGAGACUGGGAGGUAUGCAUAUCACGAUGGCUUACCUUGCAAGCAUUGGCAAGCUCUAUGGCGAUGGUGGACUGUUUGACAUACUAACAGAGACAGAUGUGUAUGCAGAGGGAACAGCACGACAGUUGCUUCAAGGGAAACAGCUGGCAAGAGGAGUAAGGAGCAUAAAGCUAGCCUCUGAGGCCCUGUUCAGGCUCUUCUGGAAAGCCAUGCAAUCAUGGCUUAAAAAACAAGGCCAAUGUGCAAUGACUAAAGCACAAGAGCAACUCCUAAAAGAUGUGCAGCAUGCAUUUGAGGGUAAUGACAAGGCCACUGCUCAACAGCUCAUCAAUGAGGUGAAGACUGAACUCCCUGAGAUCCAGAAUAGAAUCCAGAUGUUCACAAAUGAGGGAGUUAAGCAAUCAGCAACCUUUGGGUACUGGUUAACAUUCCUAAAUGGUGCUGAUCUGUUGCUAAGGAUGCUUCGUUCAGAGCGUGAAGCUGACUUUCAACUUCACCUGAAUUGCAUGUGUGAGGUUAUGCCUUGGUUCAGAGCUGCUGGAAGGACCAAUUAUGCCAAGUACACGCCAGUCUAUGUUGCAGAAAUGAAAUCCCUUGAACAGGAACAACCAGAAGCAUACACAUUCAUGCAACAGGGGGGAUUUGUUGUUCGCCGGUCUGAGGAUCGAAGCUUCAACUGUGUGGCUACUGAUCAGGCACUGGAGCAAACCAUCAACCGAGAAGGCAAGAGUCAGGGUGGAGUUGUUGGCUUCACACUACGGAAGGGAGCUCUCACAAGAUGGCUAAUGACAAGACAUGUGACCACAGCAUAUGUAGAUGGCAUGAAAGAUCAUCCAAACUACAAUCCUGUCACCUGUCUCCUUUGUGUGCUAUUGCUGAGCUGUGUGCCUCAUCCCCCGGUGAUGUCAAACGUUUUAAAAGUCUCUCUGUCUCGAUGGAGAUCUCCGUAUGGUCACCUGGUGCUGCACAUUGUGGAGAUCAUGCAGCAAGGUUCCCAGCUGGCCUGCUUCCACGGUUUCGGAACCAUCCGCAGCCUGAAGGAGCGUUUCCAUAUGAGCCUGACCGAGGAGCAGCUGCAGGUUCUGGUGGAGCAGCUGGUAGACGGCUCCAUGCGCUCCAUCAACCCCUAAACUUUACGACUCCUUCCAGUACGUCACAAACGGCAUCAUGUGACCAGACGCUGAGUCAGCUGUUCUUUUGUUUUCGUUCUUAAGCACAUAAACACUCCAUGUGAAGCACACGCGACAAAUGCUGAAUGUUUUCCCCAUGAUGUGGGCUGAACACUAACAUGCUAUCAUUAGCACGCAUCCACGCGUGUUGAUGGCGUGGAAAAGAUGACUGAUGUGUUGUAAAUGACACAUUUGUGCUAGAAAUUGCGUCAAUUCACAUUUAUUGAAAUGUAGAACGAUGCUUUAACGUCGCUGAGACUUGAUGGAACAUUCCAGCUAACAGAGCGUUGUUUGAGCCCCCGACGUUGGCGCGCUGUGGUUGGUCGACACAUACCUUGCCGGUGAUUGACUGCAGCCAAUCAACACAUUUCUGAUUAUGUGAACAAAAUGGAAGCUAACCUAGCGUCAGUAAAGCCUUCAAGCAGGUACUUAUUAGUAUGUAUACACCUGCUUACAUAAUGCUAGUUACAUACUUACCUACUAAUGAACAAAGUACGUACUACCAAAUAUUACUACCACAGUAGUACUACUCAGUAAUUACAUAGUCCUACUACACAAUAAUAUGUUAGUACGACACAGCAGUAGUUUAGUAGUGCGUGCGUACUAAGUACAACACAAUCAUAGUUUAGUAGUGCGUUCUACUAACUACUGAGUAGUUGUUUAAUAGUGCAUACAUAGUACUACUAAACAGUAGUUUAGGAGCGUGUACGUAAAAUGUACUAUGCUGAGUAACUCAAGUAGUACACACUAUGUAAUACGCAGUGUACUACAUAAGGUGUACUUAAUUGUACUCUGUGGUUGACUGCAGCCAAUCGGGUUUCUGAUUGUGUACUUGAACUUUGUAUGACAACGAAGUGGUUAACUUCCACUAAAUAUACAAAUCUAAAUAAGCAUCAAAGCAGCCUUGAAGAUGUUAUAAUGUACAGUCUAUAUUUAUAUUUAACACAACCAAUGCAUUUAGAUUGUACUAACCAGCUAACUUGUUUUUGUUUUCGUACACACAACUUCAAACUGGAAUAAAC